AGCGCGGCGGGACGAGGAGCGGGAAGAAAUGGGGGCGCCGUUGUACUAGAAUUUUUGGGGGAAGGGUUGUUGCUGUGGCUGCUUAUUUAGCGCUUUGUGUCUAACGGUCCGGCUGGAACGUUGUGAAUCUGCGCUCUGACGUCAGAAGUUCUGGGCUCGGAAUUGGUGAAGCAGAGGCAGUGUUUGCUGCGGUCCGCUCACCUGUAGAGUCCUCAGCUUGACCUGUAACCGGCACCGUAAACCGUAACCGAGCCCUUAACCCUCCCCAUCGCCCAGCACCGCAGACGGGUUACUGUUGCGGAAGAAGCGUUGACAUAAUCCGCCCUUGUCAUGGGUGAUGUUCGCACUCACUUAACCCCUGAGACGCCUGGCCGAGCCGCUGUUCUGAAUCCGUUUGAGAGUCCCAGCGAUUAUUACAGCUUGCAAGAGCCUUUUGUUUCGAGCCCGACCGUGUUCAAGCCUGCGAAGUCCUCUGCUACCCCACGGCAAUUCCGAUGGUCAAUUGAUCAGCUUGCUGCAAUAAACCCUGUUGAGAUUGACCCAGAGGACAUCCAUCGCCAGGCUUUGUACUUAAGCCAUGCCAAAACUGAUAAGGAAAUAGAAGAAAGAAGACAAAAAGCUAUAGAAGAGUUUUUUCUGAAGCGAACAAUUGUUCCUUCACCAUGGACUCAACACGAAGGGAAGCAGGCUGUCCAGUUUCAUUCAACAAAAUGUGUUGAUCUUCAUAAUGAAUCUCCAUUAGGUAGAAUCCACUCCAUUCAGCCUGGAAAGAGCACAGUUGGAUGUCAAACACAAUUGUCAUUACCAGUAGACUUUAAUUUGGAAAAAGUAUUGGGUGAAUAUUUUCGGGCUGGAGAAAAUGCAGAUCACUCUCAGGAAAACCUAAGCUCUGCAUCUCUAAGAAGAAAGUUGUUUUUGGAUGGACAUGUCAGUGGGUCAGAGUGUUCCUUGCCACCAUCUCCCCAGGUAGAACUUUGUGAAAUCCCGGCCGCCUCUCUUGGAGUUCUGUGCUCAAUAGACCUGUCACCUGUGCGCUGUAGAAGUCCUAUGCAGACUCCAAGUUCGGGCCAGUUUUCUUCAAGUCCAAUCCAGGGAGGAAGAAGAGCUUAUAGUUUAGGGAGUAACACAAGCCCCACUUUCUUGGAACAUUCUCCAUCUAGAGUCACUUCUCCAGCAUUCUCUCCUAUAGCUGUUCGCAUGGAAGAACAGAAAAAGCUUUCUUUUCCAUCGCCUGACACACUCUCCGCCUCCAAAUCCAUGGUUUUCUCUUGUGCAGGAAGCCCUUAUAUUGAAGGCUGCUCUCCAAUAAAAAACUUCUUCCAGAUCAGGUCAAGAGUCUGCAGGGGAAAUUCACAGUACAGGACUUCCCUGUUUCAGAUACCUUUUGCCCUUGACCGUCCUGAAGAAGAUAAAGAAAACUCUCCACCUUCUAGCAUUUUGUCAGAAGGCGAUAAUGCAGGGCACAAUUUGGACAUCUAUCCACCUGACGUGCAACUGGUAAAGGACAACAUACCAGUUGUAUCUGCUGAUGUGUGUGAACUGCAAGGUUCUCCGCCAAUUACAGAAGAACUGAAAGACAAUGACACUGUAGAAAUGGUUGAUCCUGUAGAAGAUGACCACAUUUGGGUGAAGGAUGGAGCUGUUACUGGCAACACCCCAAUGACCAGCUUCAUGAAUGGCAUGACCUUUAGCGUUGAAAGUUCUCAUAUGUGCAUGUCUCCCUUAGCUGAAAGCAGUGUUAUACCAAGUGAGAGCAGCAGCAUCCAGGUGGACAGUGGUUACACUACACAGACGUGUGGAUCCAGUAUUAUGGAUGGAAUAGAUGGAGCUUGCAAGGAAAAUGAGUUUCCGCAGUAUGAAAUCCACAGCCGCCCUCAAAACCUAAGACUUAAGGAGUAUUCUGGCGUCGACUUUAAAAGUCACUUCGGACAAAAAGAACUUGAUUCCCCAGAAUGUCAAAAGCAUACUCAGAAAGCUGGUGGCAGAUUAAUUGUACCUACAGUCAACAACCCUGGGGCAUGGAAACUGUACAACGAACACCCCUUUAACAGGUUACAGAAGAAUGUAAGACACCAGAGUCCCCCAAAUAUAGUUGAUGGAAAACCGUUAACACAGAACCUGCAAUAAUUUCAAGCCAAUCGGAUGUUUUUCGUUCAUUGCUAAUAAAUAUGUGAAUAGUAUGGGGUGCACCGUGUUGCGUAUGACGAGUUGGAUAUAAGGACGUAUUUAUGCAUGUGGUACAAUGGAUUCUACAAGCGUUCCUCAAGAACCUUUUUGGGACUGAUUUUCGGACUUAAUAAACGAAGCAGAAUAAUGCGGUAACAGGCGUUGGUGGGAUGUCUCUCGUAGUGGUAUGGCACUAAAACUAGUUGGCUUUUCAGGAAGGGAUGUAAAGCAAAUGUUUAUUUGCAUGAAAGUGUGGCCAUUUUUAAAAGCAAAAUGAUGUUUAGAAACAUGAGGAUCUUGUAACAGAAGGUGCAGCACACAAA
Messenger RNA from Spea bombifrons (plains spadefoot toad), 2489 nucleotides. RefSeq names its product BORA aurora kinase A activator (gene BORA). NCBI's taxonomy places the organism in Eukaryota, Metazoa, Chordata, Amphibia, Anura, Pelobatidae. Gene Ontology annotation, biological process: regulation of mitotic spindle organization; regulation of mitotic nuclear division; activation of protein kinase activity. The transcript is spliced from 13 exons. Gene Ontology annotation, molecular function: protein kinase binding. Bases 331 to 2127 code for a protein of 598 amino acids. The record is from RefSeq and is a predicted model, not a curated record. Gene Ontology annotation, cellular component: nucleus; cytoplasm.